AUGGCUCAUAUUCAUACCCCGAAAAGGUUGGCAUCAACGGUCAGCAAACGGGAUCCCAGCUGCACAGCAGGCAAUGAUGCCGGAGCUGUUCCUAGAAUGUGCAUGCACUUCUCUCUAAAUACUACUGGCGUUCGAGGAUGUAGGAUACUGCGAACAGACGGGGAAAACGUGACCAUAUUAUCUACGCUUAAUGACCGAGUCACACAACCAAACAGAAAUGGACGCAGUAACAUGUUGCACACUGGUAGCAGAGAGAUAGUUGUGAGAGAGCUGUCUGCGGGUUGGUUCUACGCUCCUCUGAAUGAGAAUGAACGUAAUGGCUACCGAGUAUUUCUCGCGUCAGCAGCAGAAAACACGCAUGAAAGCCAGAAAUCAUAUGGGACGCACUACAAAGCGCUGGGGCACUCUGUAACUGAUUGA
Molecule: messenger RNA, 420 nt
Organism: Opisthorchis viverrini
Lineage: Eukaryota; Metazoa; Platyhelminthes; Trematoda; Opisthorchiida; Opisthorchiidae
Exons: 1
Coding region: 1-420 (139 amino acids)
Source: RefSeq, a predicted model, not a curated record